Molecule: messenger RNA, 1915 nt
Organism: Myodes glareolus (Bank vole)
Lineage: Eukaryota; Metazoa; Chordata; Mammalia; Rodentia; Cricetidae
Source: RefSeq, a predicted model, not a curated record
AUGUUUUUCAAUAAUGAUCCUGUUACAGUCCCAAUGAUAGAAAGAAAUUCCAGUGACCCUCCUGAAAUGGACACCAGUGACCUGAACUCAUUGGUUGAAGAGGCUGUGCUAAGUUUUCAUCACAUCAGCUAUCAGGAAACAGUUCAGAGUAGCUUUGCAUGUUGUAAACAUGCGUGUAUUAUAGAAAGACUGUCAAAUAUCAGUGGGAUCAUGAAACCUGGCCUCAAUGCAAUUAUGGGACCACAAGAUGGGAGCAGAUCUUUGUUAUUAGAUGUCUUAGCUGCAAGGAAAGAUCCACGUGGAUUAUCUGGAGAUAUUUUGAUAAAUGGAAACCCUCGACCUGCUAAUUUCACAUGUACUUCUGGUUAUGUGCCACAAAAGGACAUGGUGAUGCACACGCUGACUGUAAGAGAAAACGUAGAGUUUUCAGCAGCUCUUCGACUUCCAAUAACUGUGACAAGAGAUGAAAAAAGAAGGCGAAUUAAUGAGGUCCUUGAACUUCUGCAUCUGGAUAAGGAGUCAAAUGUCAAGCCUAGAUCUAAAGAGCUCAGGAAAAGGACCAGUAUAGCCAUGGAGCUGGUCACCCAGCAUCCCAUUUUGUUCUUGGAUGAUCCCACCACUGGCUUAGACUUGAGCACUUCUACUGAUGUCAUCUCGAUCCUGAGAAGGAUGUCUAGGAUGGGACGGACCAUCAUCUUCUCCAUUGAUCGGCCUCAGUACUCCAUCUUCAGACUGUUUGACAGCCUCACCUUAGUAGCCUCAGGAAAAGUCAUGUUUCACGGGCCUGCGCAGGAGGCUUUGCCAUACUUCAUAUCUGCAGGUUAUGACUAUGAUUCCCACAACGACCCUGCGGACUUCUUCCUGGACAUCAUUAGUGGACAUCAUUUCUCUGCUCUAUUAGACACAGAAGAAGAUGGCCAUGAAUGUAAUGAACAUAAAGAUGUUUCUGAGAGACAGCACCAAGUCACAGAAGAAUUAGCCAAUAUGUAUGCCCAGUCCUCCUUAUACAGUGAAACGAGAACUGAACUGGAUCCACUCUUGGGGGAACAGAAUGCAGGGAGGAACUCAGCCUUGGAGGAGAUCACGUGGGUCACCCCUUUCUGGCAUCAACUCUGGUGGAUUAUCUGUCGUUCUCUUAAAAACUUCAAGGAUUUUCCAAGAACGACUAUAAUGAAGGCAUUUAUCAUAUUCAUACUGACUGUGUAUAUGCGUAUCACUUUACAUAUCCAAAGAAAUGUCUGUUCUGAAGUCCACACCAGAGCCGGCCUGCUCUUCUUGCUCACAGUCUUCCAGUGUUUUAUAAGUGUGAUUGCGGGAGAGGUUCUCAUGAUUGACAGGGAUCGUUUUCCACAUGAGUAUACCAGUGGAUACUACAGAGUGUCAUCGUAUUUCCUUGGGAAAUUGCUGGGUGAUCUGGUACCCAGGAGGUUAUUGCCAAGUAUUAUAUUUACUGUUAUAGUAUUCAUCAUAGUAGGAGUUGACACAGAUGUGAAGAGUUUCUUCAUGAUGAUAUUUACCAUCAUGAUGUUGACUUGUUCUGCCAGUUCCCUGCUGCUGUCUCCAGGGGCAGGGCAGAUUGCAAAGGGUGUACCAACAACCUUCCUUGCGACCAUCUACUUUGUGGCCACGCUGUUUUGCUCAGGUCUGUCACUGUAUUACAUGAACUUCAUGCAGGCCCUCUCAUGGAUUAAGUACUUGAGCAUUCCACAUUAUGGAUUUACAGCUUUUCUGCACAGUGAUCUCCUGGGACAAAAUUUCUGUUCAGAAAACAAAACAGUAGAAUUCAUUACGUGUCAGAACUCUGUAAUAUGCACUGGAGAAGAAUACUUGGCAAUCCAGGGCAGUGACCUUUCAUCGUGGGGCUUCUGGAAGAAUCACGUGGCCUUAGGUUGUAUAACAAUUAUCUACUUCUCAA